GGCCCUUGCCCUGAGACCCAAGAAUGGAAUGCGACCUGGCCUGCUGGGUGUGGUGGGAGCCUAGGAGCAGCUGCCCUAUUGGGGCGGGAGCAGGCUGGGCCGGCACCACUGUGGAGUGACGCUCUGAGGGUGGCUCCGGCCCAUGCAGCCAUAUUCUCCUCACGGGUGGCUCCUACCUGUGCAGCCAUGUUCUCGCCACGCUGAGCCCUCGGAGGCCCAUGGGGAGUCCCGGGCCUGCAGUCCUACUCCUGGCUCUCCUGAUCCUCAGCAACUUCACUGUCUCCGCCCAAACCGGCUUUCCUUUCCUGCCCCCACGAGGACCCCGGUGCCGACUCGCUGCCAGUACAAGAGCCCCCAUCAGCCCCGCUCUGCCCCGACCCUGCCUUUAGGGCAGCGGUGCCCACUGGCCUGGCGUUGCCCACCUUGUCUCCACAUCCGUCUUGUUCUGGACACCUCAGGGUUUUGGAGUUUCCAGGGUGUUGAGCUCUACUUCUUGGUGCUGAAAUCCAAUGUGUCCCAUAAACUGCAAUUCAGCUGGAGAAACAGGACACCAGUUGCUGGCCAGUGGAAGGUGCUGUGUGACUGCUGUCUGGGCCGGCAGGGACACCGCAUCGCCGUCUCCCUGUCCACCAGCUCCAGCUCCGGGCUGCGCCUGAAACGGACCCAUUUCGUCACUCCACAGAUGGUGGAAGAAACCUUCCCCCAGGACGAGCGAGGCCUUCAGUUGGCAGAGUCCUCAAAGCACAUCGGGCCCAAGUUUUCCUUUGUGCUGCUGCCCGAGGAGCGGGUGGUGCAGGUGUCCAUCCCCCUGGGCCCCAGGGUCUUGGUAAGACUCUGUCACCAACUGCAACUGGAGUGUGAGGAGCUGAGCCGCCCAUUCCACCGGCAGGAGAUUGUGCCUGGGGGUCACACGGUAGCACUGCCCUAUGAGUUCCUGCUCCCCUGUCUCUGCAUUGAGGCGGCAUACCUGCAGCAGGACAGCGUGAGGAGAAAGGAGUGUCCCUUCCGGAACCAUCCCGGAGUCUAUGGUACCGAUUUUUGGCAGUCGGUGGAGUUCGUGGACCACAGUAAACAGGACCAGAUGGUCGUGGCACUGACCUUGCGCUGCCCGGUGAAGCCCAAAGCCUCCUUGUGCCAGAGACAGAGCACGUCUUCACCUGUGCCCUGUGAAGAUCUCCCCAAUGCUACAGUCAGCGAGUCAGAAGGGUGGUACACUUUGGAGAAAGUGGACCUACACCCACAGCUCUGCUUCAAGUUCUCCUUGGAUAACAGUAGCCAUGUUGAGUGCCCCCAUAGGAGCGCCCCGACCUGGAACACAAGUGCAGACACCUGGCCUCAACAGCUAGUCCUGCACUUUGUCUCCAGAAUGCCCGCUGCAUUCAGUGCUGCCCUGUGCCGCCCAGGCAUUGAGUUUUGUGAGCUGCAGCCCCCGAUCUACACAGUCUCCCAGCCCCACGGCACUAACCAGGUGGAGUCCGAGCUCACACUGCCCUUACGGAGCCCAGGGAGCUGUGUACUGGUGUGGCGCUCAGAUGUCCUUUUCUCCCAUCGUCAGCUCCUGUGUCCAGACGUCUCUCAUAGACACUUUGGACUCGUGGCCCUAGGGCUAUUGAUGGGGGCUGCCCUGGUGGGGACAAUUCUGAUGGUGAAUGGCUGUGGCCUGCGGAGGCCGCUGAGAGGUCCUCACCAGCCCCGCCCGGUGCUGUUGCUGUAUUCAGCCGACUCGGAGGCUCAGCGGCACUUGGUGUGUGCCUUGGCGGAGCUGCUGCGGGAGGCCCUGGGUUGUGAUGUGAUCUUGGACCUGUGGGAAGGGGCCCACGUGGCCCACGUGGGGCCGAUGCCCUGGCUGUGUGGCGCCCGGAAGCGUGUGGCCCAGGAGCGAGGCACCGUGCUUUUGUUAUGGAGCCGGGGCAGUCACCGGCUCUACCGCUUGUGGCAGGCUGAUGCCCGGGACUCGGCCCGCCGGGCCAGCCAGGAUCCGCACGACCUGUUCCGUGCCGCCCUGAGCUGCCUGCAGCGGGAGUUUGGAGGUGGGGUGGGUCCCCCGGCUCCCCCCGCGGCCAUUCUGGCCUACUUCGGUCGGCUCUGCUCCAAACGGGACAUUCCCCAGCCGCUGCGCACGCUGCGACGCUACCGCCUGCUGCGGGAUCUGCCCGGCCUGCUCCGGGCCCUGCGCGCUCAGCCGGCCUCAGCCCGGGAUCCUGACCCUGACCCUGAUUCCUCCUGCUGGCUUCGGGCUGCACUAAGGCUACAGGCCUGCCGGCCUCUGGGCUCAGAGAGGAGUCACCACCUGCGGGGCCGCCUGGAGCUAUGCCGCCGGCUGCAACGGGAGGCAGCCCGGCCCGACCCUACACUGGGCUGAGCCCGAGGAAGCAGGCAUUCACGUAUGGCUCCUCCCUCCUUCCCUCCCCUGGACUGUGGGGGUGAGGGGGGCCCCACAGGGCCCCAAAGGAACUAGCCCCCAGCAGGGAGAGAUGGUAGCUGGGCUUUGGCCCACAACAGGGGCCCCAGCACGGAGACCGCGGCCUUGGACCCGCGAGGAAGUGACGAGGACUGAUCGCUGCCCCCGCUCCACCAGAAGGACUGCACUGGAGCUGGUCUGGGCUCCAGUUCUAGCAAGAAGCAAGAAGGGGGCAAGGGGAAGCAGAGAGGGGACGGCCUGGCAGGGGUUGGCAUGAACAAGAGAAGGGGCAGAGCUGGAGCCAGGCUUCCUGCAGCCCAACUGGGCUCCUAGCCGGGCCUGAAUUGGGCCUAUUCCAGUUCCUCCACGCUGCCCUCUGGGGCUAACUGGUUCUGGAUUGGGAACACGGCCUAGGUGGGGGAUCUGGCUGCUUCUUGGGAGCUCCAGGAGCAAAUCUGGUUCUGACACGCGUUAGCCAAUCACCAGCAUCGCUGUGACCAACAUUGGUGUCAUCAUCGUUAUCAUCAUCAUCAUCAUCAUCAUCAUCAACAAAGAAACAUGGACGGCCUUCUGGGUUCGUGGCAGCCCUGGGGUGGGUGACUGUGCAGAGAAGAUUCUUGGCCAAUCUAGAAAGGAAACCAGGCUGACUGUAAUAAAGAUGAACAUGAACCCA
Molecule: messenger RNA, 3074 nt
Organism: Tachyglossus aculeatus (Australian echidna)
Lineage: Eukaryota; Metazoa; Chordata; Mammalia; Monotremata; Tachyglossidae
Gene: IL17RE
Product: interleukin 17 receptor E
Exons: 15
Coding region: 143-2362 (739 amino acids)
Molecular function (GO): interleukin-17 receptor activity
Source: RefSeq, a predicted model, not a curated record